Messenger RNA from Chara braunii, 3042 nucleotides. NCBI's taxonomy places the organism in Eukaryota, Viridiplantae, Streptophyta, Charophyceae, Charales, Characeae. The record is from the annotation of a GenBank genome assembly.
AUCAGGAUGAACUCCUUUUGUCGUUUUCUGUCCUCUUUAUCCUUCUCGUCAUCCUCCUCAUCUAUGUCUGUAAUUAUUCCUACAAUAUUUUGGCUGAUGAUCCUACCAAUCUCCAUCAUGAUCCCCCUGGCCUGCGGGGUAACAUGCAGAUCGAGCGAUCAAGCCACGUGUACAUCCUACGUGGUUUACACGUGGCAGGAGGGAGAGAGAGUGGCCGACGUGGCCAAACGAUUUGGCCUUAAUUUGGCAAACGAUUCAGCUCGGAUUACUAUCGAUCCCGAUCACAUAGAGCUCAUCUUUCCCGUCACAUGCUCCUGUAAUCGCACAAGGCAAGCUUUUCGAACGGACAGGAUAAGCUACGUAGUCGAGGCCGAGGGAGGAGCGGCAGGAGGAGGAGGAGGAGGAGAAGGAGGAGAAGGAGGAGGAGGAGGAGGGAGAAGCGUCAGCGUGCUAAAAAUAGCAUCUUCCCGGUACCAGUCCCUGACGUCGGCGGAGGACAUAAUGGACGCCAACGGCAUUGAAGACGUCAACGAAAACUCUGUGGCCGCGGGCCAGACGCUGAAGAUCCCCAUUCGCUGCGCAUGCAACGUGUCAGAAGGAGAGCAGUUCCAAUCCUACGUGACAUACCGGCCACGUGACACGUCAGACACGCCGGCCAGCGUCGCGAAGAAGUUCAGCUCCACCGUGGAAGCCAUGCAGAGGGUGAAUGGCUACGUGGGGGCUGUCGUUUUCCGCGCGAAUCAGGAGCCAAUCAUAGUACCGACGAACACGUGGCGAACGCUGCGCUUCUCGUCGUCAUCUAGCCAGGAUCAGGACCAGAUUUUCAGAGGAGGAGGAGGAGGAGGACCGAGGGAGGACACCCACCAGGUGCACGAAGGUGUGCCUCCGUGGCAAGUCAUCCUACUCGCUAGUACCUUGUUUGUCCUUAUCCCAAUCUUCAUCGCUCUUUUUCGACGUUAUGGAUGGCCCACCUGCAGUCGAUCUGACGAUGGUGGACACUCUCUCUCCUUCUCCUGCCGUUUCUUACACAACAGCUCGGAGAGCUGCGGCUGCGCCCUGUCGCACAAACCUCUCUAUUCGACAAGAGGAAAGCAAGAAGGGGACAGCAGCAACGACAGUCGCCUGUGGAGGUCAUCAGGCCAUCAUAAUGUUCAUGAUUUAAACACUGACAGCAGCGACGUAGACUGGGGAGGCGGAGAAGGAGGAGGAGGAGGAGGAGGAGGAGGAGGAAGAGGAGGACAUGCAAAGGGAGGAGGAGAUGCAAGAGGAGAAGUGAGAGAAGGAGGAGGAGAAGAAGAAGAAAGAAGAGGCAAGGAGGAGAAAGCUGGCGGGGUUGGAUGCUGGCCAAUCCCCAUAACCGUUGAGGAUACGACUAAGCAGAAGCAGAAGCAGAAGCAGAAGGAGAAGGAGAGAGAGAAGGAGAGGGAGGUGGUACAAUUGAAGGAGGAGGCGACGGGAGUAAGUGUGUUUUCGUUACCAGAGUUGGAAGAUGCUACGGAUGGAUUCAGCAAUGCGAAUCAGAUCGGCAUAGGCGCUUCUUGCCAGGUGUUCUAUGGGGUUUUGCGAGGGAGAGAGGUAGCAAUAAAAAGACUGAAAUUCAAUUACACACGGGAGUUUCAAAAGGAGCUGAAAGUGUUAAGCCGAGUACAUCACAGGUGUCUGGUCGGACUGAUUGGCUACUGCAUCGAGCGGUCCAUGUUCCUCGUCUACGAGUACUGUCAUCAAGGAACGCUGAGUAGUCAUCUUCACUCCUCCUCCUCGUCCUCCUCCUCCUCCUCCUCCUCCUCCUCCAUCACACCUCCUCUCCCUCUGGACUGGCCGACGAGGGUUCAAAUCGCCAUCGAUGCAGCUAAAGCAUUACUAUACAUCCACGAUCAGGUGCAGCCGUCGUACGUUCAUUGUGACAUCAAGUCUGUGAACAUCCUACUCGAUCUGCAGCUCAGGGGCAAAGUCGCCGACUUCGGGGUAAUGAAGCUGAUGAGGAAGGAGGGAGAGACGGUGACCCCUGAGAUGGCGACUAGGACGACGGGCGUGCAAUCAUGGCAUGCCACGUGGACAUCGAUGUGGAGGUCCACGUCAGCGUCCACCAGAUUUGCAGGGACGAUGGGGUACAUGGCCCCAGAGUACAUGAUAUAUGGACACGUGUCAGCCAGCUGUGACGUCUACUCCUUCGGAGUGGUGCUGUUAGAGCUAAUCACCGGUCGAAAAGCUGUCCUGUCACCGGCAGAGGAGAGAGAGAGAGAGAAAGUGGUCUCCUCUCCCUCCUCUGCUCCUCCUCCUCCUCCUCCACCUCCUCCUCCUCCCCCUCCUACCACUCCUUCUCCUCCUCCUCCUCCUCCCACUCCUCCUGCUCCUACUGCUACUCCUACUCCUCCUGCCGCUCCUUUCAACGCCGGUCUUCCUCUUCCCGCCCGUCCCUUCCUCACAGAGGUCAUGUGCCCUCUUAUCAACGAGAUGACAUGCCCUGGACACGUGGCAGCCAUUAUCGAUCGCCAGCUCGGCAAUGGGUAUCCACAAGAGUCGGCUCUGCAGGUAGCCAAGCUUGCGGUCCAGUGUGUCGCGACCGAUCCCGACCAACGACCAAAGAUGAAGCAGGUCGUGUACGUCUUGGAGCUUGUCAGGAACAGAAGUGCCGCGAGUGGGCGAUAAUUUUUAUUUAUUUAUUUAUUUUUAUUUUUUUUGCGAGUGGGCGAUAAUUAAAAAGACGAGAAAAGAAAAAAAAAAAGCCAACAGUUGAUUGAACCUCUAACGGAACGGAAACCGUUCUCAUCUUGCUGUUUAACGAAGACGAUAACGGCCUGUUACGUCGUGGGUGGGUGACAUACGCUGCAAUUCGAACGAUAGAGAAAAGAUAAGCAACCCGGUCCCCGCGUUGGSUGGGGGGGGGGGGGACGGGAAGGAGUGCUGCUGGGCGGAAAAAAAGGGGAAAAAGGAUUGCUUGCUAAGCGCAAGCAUUAUAAUAGAGUUUGUCCAGAACAUUAUUGCCCGUAAGAUCUCAUAGCUGCGCGCCGAGAAAAGAAAUAACAAAAGAAAAAAGAUCGC